GGUACAUAUAUAUUUCAAUAAUGUUCUAUCAUCAAAGUAUUCUGCAAAGAAGAGGAGGUAAAUUUGGAACAGUUUGGCUUGCUGCUACAAAGAUUGAUCAGCUGAAAAGAAGAGAUUUUAGUGCAGUAGAUAUAAAAAGAACAUGUGAUGAUAUUCUUGAUUAUAUACUGGUGAGAAUAAUGCCAAAGAAACAAGGAUCAGGGCAUCCAAGGUUUUCUCUAUAUCUAUCAUCACAGCUAAUGUAUGGAGUUAUCAGGGUGUUUAAAAGACAGAAUGAAUACCUACUAGAUGAUGUGACUAAUUUCUUCUGUAAGAUGAGAAUUGCUGUGGCCAAUCUGGAGGAGAUUGAUCUGAAAGCCAUGAAUAGACAAGAACAGUUGGCAUGUGAUUUAGAUGAUUUAUGUGCAGAUAAUCCUUGGUUUGGUGUCCUGCAGAUGGAUGCAGCAGACUUAUUGAAAUCACCACAAAUUCCAGACAUGGAAAUGUGGAGAAUAGAAUCUAGCUUGGCAAUUCCCAGAUCUCCAUUGAUGAGUCCACCAUUAAGGCUAGCUCAUCCAUCCACACCACAAAUAUCUAUCACUGAACCAAUGUUAAAACCAGGUAGAUAUAAAUUAUAG
Molecule: messenger RNA, 617 nt
Organism: Mytilus trossulus (common blue mussel)
Lineage: Eukaryota; Metazoa; Mollusca; Bivalvia; Mytilida; Mytilidae
Product: meiotic recombination protein REC8 homolog
Exons: 6
Coding region: 21-617 (198 amino acids)
Biological process (GO): replication-born double-strand break repair via sister chromatid exchange; sister chromatid cohesion
Cellular component (GO): cohesin complex
Molecular function (GO): protein binding; chromatin binding
Source: RefSeq, a predicted model, not a curated record